CGUUUUUUUUUUUUAAUUUUUCAAGACAAUGUUAUUUCGAGAAGACUACAGUCUAAAAUAUUUUUGAGAGCGUUGCCACCUGUUUUUCAAUUUUGCAAAUCCUAUAGAAAACUAAAUGUUAUCAAUAAAUGAUCUCUCGACGAAGAUGUCAGUUUAAAAUAUUUUUUGAGAGGGUUGCCACCUGUUUGAUUUUUUCAGUUAUACAAAUCUUAUAGAAAAUUAAUUGUUGCCAAUAAAUGAUUAUUAUGUAUCCAAUAUAAUAAUAAAUGUAAAAUUUCUGUGUGAAACUGAAUGUAGGGUUGCCACCAUUCCCAAAUUUUAAUUCCUAAAUUAAUAAAAAAAUUUUAUAUUUUUUUUAACAAACUAUGCACAUUAUGUAAUUUUUGAACACGCAAGCUUUUAAAGCUCUUUUAAUCGUAUUAGUUCUGGCAUCUCCGCUGUCAAAAUGUUUGUUCAAAAAAAUUUGAUUUCGCCCCAUUAAUCAAUAGAUCAUUUAUCAUAACUUCCUAGUUCCCUCUUUAGAAUAAAUUUCACUAGUACCGAACUAAAUAGCACUUAAUACAGCACUUACGUUUAAUUUUUUUCCACCGCUCGAAUCAGUACGAAAUUUCAAGACUUCCAGACCUUUGCUUUAGGACCGACCCCUUAUCAUUCAACUAAGGGCUUAGCGCCUUGUGGUCGCAAAAAAUGUUAAGCUUUUUUCAUUUUCUCUCUCUUUCGCUGCUCAAAACGUUAACUGGAGAGUAGAAAGGAAGCUUAGUGACAUACUUUGCAAUACAUAUUUUUAAGACGAUUCUAUCAGUGGUAAACUUCUAGAUAUUCUAGCUGUACUAAUAUUAGACCUUUUCUAGCCACUUAAUCGGGUAUCUCCACGAUAUGCUGUUUGAUAUUACCAGACUAGAGAAAAACGACAUUAAAGCACGUUUUUUCUCUGUUUGAUAAUUACCUAACUCUCGUGGUUGUAACAACAUUACCUGAAGACAGCUACUCAAGGCAUGACAUCGGAAACUACUGCAACUAUUUUUGUAGUGAAAAGUAUUCGAACCUCGGUAUGAAUUCUGAUUGAACUUAUUUUUUGACAUAGCUUCCGACAUACUUGUACAAGAAAAUGUGGCGUAAUUGUAUGCGUCUCAUAACACUCUACGCAUUGGCAACGCUACCAGGCUUGGCAGGUGUCAAACUCGAAUUGCCAACACAGCCUCAAAUCUGCAAUAGCGAAAUGUGUGAAUGCACUUCUGCCAAUUUCGAAUGCCGCUUAAAGGGUAGAUUCAGUUUAGUCAACGUAGAAUCCAGAAUACGCGCAUGGAACGACCGAACAGAUGUCCUCACCGCGUACGAUUUAAAUAUAACUUGCGUAUAUGAACCUGAGGACCUCAAUGUGGUGUUAAAUAUGAUGCCACCCAUAAUAUUUGAAGAGCCAAUGCAAUACUAUUUGAAAAACUGCUUGGAAUACCCCGCUAUACUGCAGCAGUCGCAUGUAACAUACGUAGGUAUUGUGGAAUUCGAUCAAUACUUGGAAACGCCGCCCAGAUUUUUCAAUCAAACGCAAGUUUUGCAGGCGCUGACUUUGCCAGUGCGUUUUAAUUAUGUCAAGAACCCGUUACCGCCGCAAUUGUUGCAUAAUUUAACGAAUUUACAGCAUUUGAUUUUGCAGAUUUACACUCCGUAUCCGGAAGUACGCUAUCCCGUCGAGCUUUUGCACACGCUGUACAAAUUGGAAACACUUUCCAUAGAGCUCAUAGCGCUGCAAACAAGCGUACGCGACGCUCAAAGCGCGCAUUUUCGCGAUCUCCGCGCACUAAAACAAUUGAAUUUAGAUGCAAAUCAUAUGACGGCACUACCUGCCGAACUCUUUAGCACACUACCAGAGUUGAGAAGGCUGAGCUUACGACUGAAUGACCUAGAGCAGCUGUCGCCGGAUUUGUUACGUAUGCAGCGUAAACUGUUAGUACUAGAUAUAUCGGAGAAUCACUUAAGCGCAUUACCCAAAGGCUUAUUUGACAAUACGCCGCUGCUCUGGGAGCUCUUACUCGCGCACAAUAGAUUCAAAGUGCCAACAAGUAUUAUAGAAAAUGUGCAUGCGCUUCACUUUUUGCGCAAAAUCAAUUUGGGCUAUAAUCGCCUAGAGACGGUUUGGGGUACAGGUAUUUACAGCAAUCACACGCUUUUCACACGCGCCAAUAUUACAGACGCGGAAACGGUUACCAACUUUGAGCGCAUGGUUAAGUACGUCACGGCCUUGCAUGAACUUGAGCCGCUAAACUAUACGGAGAUGGUGCUGAGAGCUAACCAACUCACAUACUUUUCGUUGGACUGGAUUGCGGCGGCAGGCAUCAGCUGCCCCUACUAUAUUGAUCUCGCAAUAAAUAAAAUACGCCACGUACAUGCGCUCCUGUCACCGACAAAAGCAACCUGUCGGCAAGAAGUGCACUUGUUGCAUAACCCGCUCGUUUGCGAUUGUGAAUUAGCUUGGAUCUACAAUACGAACAUGCUUGUAAUUGGCGUUCAGUGGCAGUGCGCAAUGCCGGAGCGCUUGUAUGGCAGCGAUUUACGAAAUUUGCGAGGCGACGCGCUUUGCGACUGGUCACCCGCCUGGUGUCCAUUGAAAUGCCGUUGUACGCGACAAUUGAAUGCGCUGUUAAUCGAUUGCAGUGCGGCAGCGCUACAAGCACUUGGUCAGCUGCCGCGGCCCGAACAGUUGUCGCUCGCGGAGACUACGCUCAACCUCACGCGCAACCAAUUUCGCGAGUUGCCAUCGAAUGCCACCUUCGGCUAUGCGAAUGUUACGCGUCUGUAUGCGGCGCACAACCGCCUAAAUACCCUGCUACCAACACAUUUGCCACAUACGUUGCGCGUCUUGGACCUGCGCACGAAUCAGCUGCAGCGCUUGGAUGAAAACUUUCUGCGCGCUUAUCUUAAUGACAGCGCCACGCUUACAGCGCUUUAUCUCUCCGACAAUCCCUGGUUGUGCGAUUGCGCCACUGAGCUCUUGCUGUAUACGCUACGUGUACACCGUAGUCGCAUACCGGAUUUCGAGGAAUUGUUUUGCGCCAAUCUUCCGAACAUAACGCUCGGGAAUGCGACUUUCACGGAUAUUUGUGUAACACCCAGCAACAGUUGGGCUUUAAUCACACAGCUAAUUGCUGCUUUUCUUACAAUACUCACACUGUUGACUUGCAUUACACUGUACUACAAGUACGAGUUGGAGCUGAAGAUUUGGCUGCAUGCGCACAAUGUGAACAUUGCCUGUUGCAGCAUUGACGAAAUGGACUGUAACAAAACUUUCGAUGCCUUCAUCUCAUAUGCGCAUGAGCAGUCGGACUAUGUAAACCAAGUACUCGUACCUGGGCUCGAGAAAACGGCACCUUACUUUCGCAUAUGCACACACGAACGUAAUUGGCUUGCGGGCGCUUACAUACCAGAGCAAAUUGUCGAGUCGGUUGCGCAAUCGCGUCGCACCAUCAUUGUGCUCUCGCAGGAUUUCAUUGCAUCGCUUUGGGGGCGCAUGGAGUUUAAGACGGCGCAUCAGUUUGCUGUGAACGAACGGCGUGCGCGAAUCAUUAUUGUUAAAUAUGGUGAGGUGGGCGAUAUGGCGGGGCUUGACACCGAAUUGCAGGCUUAUUUGCGUAUGAACACCUAUCUGGAGUCGGAGGAUCCGCGCUUCUGGCAGAAACUGCGGUACGCUAUGCCGCAUCUUAGGGGCGAAGGCAGGAAAGCCGGUAUGCUCGAGGUGGGCCAAAGAGUUUACGUGCGUGGACAAGUGGAGUUGAAUCAAAUGGCGAUUAGAACACGCGUUAGAAUGUUCCAUCAAGUAACUUAUAAGCAAAGCUUGAUACUGCAGCUCUUACUACACUUCCUAUGCGUCAAAGUGGUGUACACCAAUUUGGCAGCACCAAAGCCGACGUUGCUAACGAAGCUGCAACCGAAGCCAAAUGGACCCGAAAGUGCCUUCAAAAGCUGCUACCAAAACAAGUGUCAGUGCAAAAAGGAAGUAAUCAAUUGCUACUUGAGCGACCGCAAUGGUGCGGUGACGCUCACCAUUUCCUGGAAUUUGGGAAAAGACAAGAUUACGAUGGACUGCGAAGGCGCGACUGAAAAUUUAGACGCGCUGUUAAGUCAAGUGACGCAUGAAUUCGUACAUAAUGAUACCUAUUACGAGCUGACCAAUUGUCAACAACUGCCGACUAUGCUGCGACGCCCGAACAUCACUUACGUAGGUCACGUAUCAUUUACUGAAGAUGUUACAGUACCAGAAAGCUUGUUUUCACAUACAAACGGCUUGUUGUUGUUAGUGUUUAAUAUAACAACGUCGAAUGCGGAGCUCAGUUUGCCGGUGAAACUGUUUCACGACCUUACGGAAAUAAGAGAGUUGGAGUUGUUAGUUGUUAGUGACGCGCCAGCGAUCACCUUACCCGUAGAACUCUUUCAUAAACUUGAAUCUUUAGAAAUACUCUCGUUUUACGUGUAUAACGCCGCGAUGGGCUAUUACGAAAAGCCAAAUGCGCAACGAACAUCGGCACGAAAUUUGACGAGCGCACAUUUUCGUGAUUGUAAUGCAUUGAGGGGUCUGCUGCUGGAUGCUAAUCAACUCAGAACGCUGGACCCAACAAUUUUCAACACACUGCACGAAUUGAACCUUUUGAGUUUGAGUUUGAACGAGUUGCAAAGUUUACCCGAAGAUUUAUUCGUUGCGCAACAAAAGUUGGUCAUAGUGGACUUGAGUAUGAAUGCGUUGAGCGCACUGCCGCCGCGCUUAUUCGCGCAUACGCCUCUGUUAUGGAAAUUAAACUUAGCUGAAAAUCGUUUCCACACGCCAACAAAUAUUAUUGCCGCGUUGCACUCUCUACACUAUCUCUACAGACUCGAUUUGGAUAAUAACAAGCUCAGCAGCAUUUGGGGUACCGGCAUAUACAGCAAUCGGACGCUACUAACACGCAGCAAUAUAAGAGAUCCAGGAACGCUGCCCGAGUUCACCGAGUAUGUGACCAUUGAGCGCGGCACUUAUAAUGAACGUGAACUUAAUAUUACCAUUAUUAGUCUGCGUCGAAAUCAGCUGACGCACUUCAACUUCGACUGGAUUAGUGGCGCUGAUGGCUUAGCUUGCCCUUACGAGCUGGAUCUCUCGCGCAAUAAAAUUAAAACUCUUUACGCUGCCAAGCGACCGCCGAGCACCACUGGCAGGUGUCAGCGCAAUUUAAAUUACAAUCGCUUGCAUUGUGAUUGCCAACUAGCUUGGUUGUAUAACAGCGAUUUUCUAACGAAAGAUGUUGACUGGAGUUGUACAACGCCAGCACCUUUAGCGCGGAAGCCACUCAAAACGUUGCAGCGUAGUCAGCUGUGUCCUUGGGCGCCGAGCUUUUGUCCUGCGGGCUGUGAGUGUGACUAUGCCACACAAGCGCUUGUUGUGAAUUGCACAAACGCGCGUCUUGAGGGCAUCACACAACUGCCACAUGCUGCGCAGUUCGCGCUCAACAGCAGCGCGCUUUACAUAGAGCGCAAUAAUUUCUACGAACUACCUGUGAAUACAACGCCGGGUUACGUGGAUGUAAUACACAUCUAUGCCGCGCACAAUCGGCUUGUCGCGCUGCAGUCAUCUCACUUGCCGCCCAAUCUGACAACGUUGGAUGUGCGCGACAAUCAGCUGGAGCGUCUGGGCGCUGACUUUCUGCGCGCAUAUCUAAAUGAGAGCGCAACAUUACAGGCUUUAUAUCUCGCUGACAAUCCGUGGUUAUGCGAUUGCGAGUCGGAGGAGCUCUUGCGUGCGGUUCGCCUACAGCGCGCACGCAUACCCGAUGCCAGCAGUUUAAUGUGUGCAAAUUUUGCAAAUGUCACUUUAUUGAGUGCGCGCUUUGAUGAAAUAUGUAAGAAGCCCUUUCAGUAUGCCAGCUUGUAUGCGCCGCUUAUUGGCGUGUUUAGCUCUUCUGUACUUAUACUAGUGUUUGUUGCGCUCUUUUACAAAUACAAGUUAACGGUGAAAAUUUGGUUCUUCGGCCACAACAUGUUUUUGUGUUGCAUCAAGGAACACGAGCUAGAUAAGCAUAAAGCUUUCGAUGCCUUUAUCUCAUAUGCGCAUCAAGACCAACACUUUGUCAAUACCGUAUUGAUACCGGGACUGGAGCAGGGUGGCACACGUUUUCGCAUUUGCACACACGAACGAAAUUGGCUGGCCGGUGUUUAUAUACCCGAGCAAAUAAUGGAGUCGGUGGAGCAAUCGUGUCGCACGAUUAUUGUGCUUUCACAGCAUUUCAUCGAAUCAGACUGGGCGCGCUUGGAGUUUCGCACCGCGCAUCAGUGCGCCUUGAAUGAAGGUCGCGCGCGCAUAAUUAUUAUAAAGUACGGUGAGCUUACGGAUAUGACGCAUCUGGAUAACGAAUUGCUGGCCUACAUGAAAUUGAAUACCUACUUGGAAUGGGGUGAUACGAGAUUCUGGCCUAAACUGCGCUACGCUUUGCCACAUAAAUUUGGUGUGGUUAAAAAAUCAGGCAUGUUGGAAGUGGGCAGAAAAGUCUAUGUCCGAGACGGCUUGGAGAUGCAUGAAUUACACAUUUAGUUCCGUAUAAUUACAUACAUAUAAUAAAAAAUUAUACCUGUAACAUCAGUUGAUUUAUCCGUUUGGUUAAUAAUAUAAUAUAUAUAGUACAGAUGUUAAA
Molecule: messenger RNA, 6650 nt
Organism: Bactrocera neohumeralis
Lineage: Eukaryota; Metazoa; Arthropoda; Insecta; Diptera; Tephritidae
Exons: 2
Coding region: 1109-6550 (1813 amino acids)
Biological process (GO): toll-like receptor signaling pathway; immune response
Cellular component (GO): membrane
Molecular function (GO): transmembrane signaling receptor activity; protein binding
Source: RefSeq, a predicted model, not a curated record